This is a messenger RNA of Trachemys scripta elegans, 3667 nucleotides long. RefSeq names its product septin 3 (gene SEPTIN3). The transcript is spliced from 10 exons. Gene Ontology annotation, cellular component: cell division site; presynaptic cytoskeleton; septin ring. Gene Ontology annotation, biological process: cytoskeleton-dependent cytokinesis. Lineage: Eukaryota; Metazoa; Chordata; Testudines; Emydidae. Gene Ontology annotation, molecular function: GTP binding; GTPase activity; molecular adaptor activity. The record is from RefSeq and is a predicted model, not a curated record. The coding region runs from base 314 to 1366 and encodes 350 amino acids.
GGUCUUGCAGCAGCAGCUGGGAUGAAGCUUUGGAUCCUAGGAGAGGAGGGAGGGAGAGAGUGGGGGAGAUUUUGCAGGGAUGUUUAAUAUUCAGGUCACAUGAUAUGACCAUGGCAGCGGCAGCAGCAGCAGCAUCCCUGCUUAUCUGAAACAUCUAGUGGAGGAGAGGAAAAAAAGAGAGAGAAGGAGAAAGUGAGAAAGAAAAGCAGAACCUCUGAGACAACCACACUGCACCGGUGUCAGGAGAGAAAAGUGCGUGUGGGGGGGGGGGAAGCCACCGCUCGGGAGCAUAUUCAGAGACAAAGAAAGAUUCAUGUUCAAAGGGUCAGCAGACAACAAGAUUGAGGCAGCUAUGUCUGAGCUGGUGCCGGAGCCCCGGCAAAAACCAGCAGUGCCAAUGAAACCUGUUGGCAUUAACUCCAACCUGCUGGGCUACAUUGGGAUCGACACCAUCAUUGAGCAGAUGCGCAAGAAGACCAUGAAGACAGGCUUUGACUUCAACAUCAUGGUUGUAGGUCAAAGCGGGCUGGGGAAAUCAACACUGGUGAACACCCUCUUCAAAUCCCAAGUUAGCCGCAAGUCUUCAGGCUGGAACCGUGAGGAGAAGAUCCCUAAGACAGUGGAGAUCAAGGCCAUUGGGCAUGUCAUUGAAGAAGGUGGUGUCAAGAUGAAACUGACGGUAAUUGACACCCCAGGGUUUGGUGACCAGAUCAACAAUGAGAAUUGCUGGGAGCCCAUUGAGAAAUACAUCAAUGAGCAAUAUGAAAAAUUCCUGAAAGAGGAAGUGAAUAUUGCAAGGAAAAAACGAAUCCCAGACACGAGAGUCCACUGCUGCCUCUACUUCAUCUCCCCCACGGGUCACUCCUUGCGACCCCUGGACCUAGAGUUCAUGAAACAUCUCAGCAAAGUAGUAAACAUCAUCCCUGUUAUCGCCAAGGCAGACACCAUGACCCUGGAAGAGAAGACUGAGUUCAAACAAAGGGUGCGCAAAGAACUGGAGGUGAAUGGGAUCGAGUUUUACCCCCAGAAAGAGUUUGAUGAGGACCUGGAGGAUAAAACAGAGAAUGACAAAAUCAGGCAGGAAAGCAUGCCGUUUGCAGUGGUGGGCAGCGACAAGGAAUACCAAGUAAAUGGCAAAAGAAUCCUGGGCAGGAAAACUCCCUGGGGCGUCAUUGAAGUGGAAAACCUCAAUCACUGUGAAUUUGCCCUACUUCGAGACUUUGUCAUCAGGACCCACCUCCAAGACCUAAAAGAAGUGACGCACAACAUCCACUAUGAGACCUACAGGGCCAAGCGGCUGAAUGACAACGGGGGGCUCCCCCCGGUGACCGCCGAGACAGAGGAGAACCAUGAAAGUAAUCUGUGAAUCACUCCUCCCACUGUCUGGAUAUUACAGCCCGUCCCAGCUACCCUUGACUUUACUGUAGGCCUGUCUUCAAAGCAUGUGGCACAUCCUCUGUGUGUGUGUGUAUGGGAGAAGGAGCAGGGGCAUACCCUUCUCCUUCCUAGAAUGUCGUCAUUCUUGUUUUUUUGCACAGCAGGCUGUUUGUUGUCUUCCCCUCUCUCGUGUUCUGUGGUUCAGUUGCGUGUCUUGGUGUGGGAAGUAGUGGAGGGAAUGCUGGGAGAUUUGAUUUCUGGCAUUUGGGGUGUUUGGAGAGGAUGACUUGGUUCUGUGUUCGCACAUUUGAAAAGCAUAGAAAGACUCCAAGGACAGACAGAUUGAUCAGUGAGCACAGUGCCUUCCGAAUGGUGGUGGCAUCGGAGAACCUCUUCCUGAAUGUGAGUGGAGUUCCCUGGUGUAGAUGGGGAAGGUAGGUGGUUGAUUAGGGGGAGUGAUAGGUGGCUAUGGCAUAUCCCCUUUUCUCACUGAGGCCUGUUAAAAAAGGGAAGGGGGCGGGGUUAGUGGUAAUUUGUGUCUGGGAGGAGAGAUAUCAUAUUUUCCAGUCCAUGUUCUAACUGGAAGAUGGGUGGUGGUGGGAAGUGAGCACAAAUUAGAUCUUGGACCUUAGGGUUUCAUUGUAAGAUCUAGAAGGUGUUGUUUUACAUUCCCGUCACAGGUGUCUGGGAGGGGAGAGACAACAAAAAACCAGGAACACUAAUUGAGGGACAAAUCCUGAGGUCUUCACUGAGGGCCAAAUAGUGGCAUUUAGCCACUGCCCUGGAAUUGGCAGGGUGUCUCCCUACCCCAGCAGGCAGGGGGCCUGGGUAGGCUGCCCCAUCUUCUAGGAUACUUCAGCUUGCUGCCCCCAAUGUGCUCAGCCCACUUUGCAAGCCAAUGCAAAGGGUGAGGAGAACAGGCCCAGGCAUAGCUCUAUUGCUUCCCUUCCUGUGGGGCGACAUACACCUGCUGGGACACAGCAGAGGGGCAGGCCCUGCACUCCUGCAAUUGACACACAGGGUAGGCUCCUUAUGUAGUCACCCAUGCAAGGGCCACCCAUAAUCUGGCCCCUGGGAGUUUACUUAGGCAGAACUCCCAACUAAGCAAAUGGGCCAAGCUCUUAGUCCUCACUCAGUUUUUACCCAGUAUUUACUUGGACAAACUUGUCUCUGAAGCCAUGGGAGAUGUGCCUAAGUAAAAAAAUGAAUGAGGGCCUUGGAAUGUGCCCUAGAGUUAAUCGCUUGAAACGAAGCCAAUACCAGUAAGCAUGAGUUGCACGUACUAAUGUGAACAUGAGACCAUCCCUUCUUCUUUCCUUAGCACAAAGAGCUGGGUUCACUGGAACUAGCUCAUGGACAAACGGGGCAGAAUUUUGGCUGGCCUGCUGGUCUUGGGUCAAGUGAUCCCCUCUACACCCACCAGUUCUCGGCACACUCUCACUAGUUAGUUAUUGAGGACGUCAGAGGAUGUAUAGAGGGAGAGAAAUAUGUGCUAAGGGAGGGUGAAUGAGAAGGGAAAAGGGAUGUUGACAGCAGAGAGGAAAUCAUCUUUCCCAGGACUGGAGUGAGUUUCCACACAAGAAUACCUCCUAAUUCUGUUGGGAAACAUCAUGGGAUCCCUUUAUCUGCUGUAUAGGAUUCUGCGUUUAGGGAAGGAAGAGAGAAAAAUACACAUGACCCUUGCCCCCCCGGCCAGGGCCACCCACUUUUGACAUAGUGCUGGAGGAUACCAGUCCUUGAGCAAGUGAGAACUGUGAAUAUCUUGUGAGGUUCCUCGCAAAUUUUCCACACUGGGAACCUUUCCACUGGCUUACCCUGGGGCCCGAGCCUCUACUGUGCUUUUAGAUCCUUUGGGAUGAAAUGUGGACAUUAUAGAGAUGUAAAGUUCAUAUCUUAUUUAAUUGCUCGAUGAAGAAAUGCUUUUUAAUCCCCUGGAUUUCUUGCACUAGGGAUCCCUUUCCCCUUCCCAGUCACAGCUAUAUCAUUCUCCAGCUGCCAAACAAACAUGGUCAGUCUCUGCACAGCUUCCAGAUGUGAAUCGCGACUGCUUUAUCAGUUUCCCCCUCUGAUCUUCCAGGAGACGGCCUGGUAUUUGAUUAAGGGACUUGUCUCUCUCUCAGCACUGAGCCUGAGCCCUAGAUUAGGGGUAGAUGUAGUCACUGAAUGGUUAUAUCAGUUUUCUUAAUACUAAGGCCUCUAUUUUGUAUUUUACCUGUGGAGAAACAGCAUUGCAUAAGAACAUAAGAAUGGCCCUACUGUGUCAGACCAAAGGUCCAUCUAGCCCAGUAUC